AUGAUUUCCUCGAACAAAUCCCAUCGGGAUGGUCAAAGCAAGAAACCUAACAUCAGCAUUGUAGCUGUCGAAACGACACUUUCAGCUUUGGGUUCUGCUGGCCUGGCAUGUCUAGAUCCGCAAGCCAGUAGCUUCAAGAUCCAUCAAACGGUUCGUAAAUGGAUACAAACCCGUCAAUGUCAGUCCUCCAUACGAUCUCUCGUGCAGAGAGCUCUUCAAGUUCUCAUUAAAGCCCUUGAGACAAUUGAUCAGGUUUCCUUGCAAAGGAUUGCAUACGAAGACCUAAUUAUACCACAUAUGACUUCAUGCCUUUCUUGGGCUGAGCGUGUAAUACCUCAAGAUCGCCCUCUCUUAGAUCCAAAGUACUGGAUGCUUUUUGGUCGUGCAUACUGGCGCCAAGGGGUGCUUCAAUCCGCUGAACGCGCUUUUCGUGAGGCUUGCAAGCUUUGUGAGGUCUCAGAAGAUGAUGGGUGUGACAAGCAGACUGUCUUGUUGCAAUUAGCAGGAGUCUUGCUCGAUAGAGGCCAAUUCAAACAGACUCAAGCCAUCUGCGAAGCAGAACUUAGACAGGGGAAUUCGGACCUCCAAAAAUCCGGCUUGAGGUUUGAAUUCUUAGAGUGCUUAGGCCAGGCCUUGAUUGAACAAGAAAAUGUGAAAAAAGCAGAGGCAGUCCUCAAAGAGGCUUUGCUAAGCUCUGAAGAUGUCUUUGGUUGCAAUUGUCAGGAGACAAUGAGAGCCGUCGAGGCUCUCACAAGCUUCUAUCAACAGAAUGAAGGCUACGAAAAAGCAGAAAUGCUACAGCGAAGACGGAUCAUAUACCUCGAGCAUCGAUAUGGCUCUGCAGACAUGGAAUACAUCAAUGCAAUGAGGAAUUUGGCAGUCCUUUGCCGGAAACAAGGAAAGUACAGUGACACGUUCUGGACGCUGAAAACGCUACUUCAGCUUUGCGAUGACGAGCUUGGCGAAGACCAUCCCGAUUCCAUUGAGCUCUGCGCAGAAAUCGCCGAGGUAUGCACCAUCCAGGGACACUCUUCCCAAGCGAGUCAAAUGUUCAAAAGGGCCAUUACAAGCGUCGAACGAGUCCUCGGACCCAAUCACGAUCUAUCUCUAAGAGUGCUCCAGAAAUAUGCUUAUGCACUGUACUCCCAGAAACGCUACUGUGAAGCUGAAAUUCUAUGUCAGAAGAUCAUGUCUCGUAGAAAAAGGUCUAAAUUUGCUAAGGAAGAUGAUACAAGGAUUCUAGAAAUACUGGAGAAGAUUCAGCGACGCCUGGAUGGGAAUGACAAGUUUCCGGCCAGGCGAGAAAAUUGUACUCGGCAACAAAAGGUCGUACAGGUAAGCUAUGAAGACACUCAGUCUCUGAGCGAGCGCGGGGACGCAGCGCUUGAGAAGUCUUGA
Bacidia gigantensis is the source of this 1398-nucleotide messenger RNA. RefSeq lists its product as uncharacterized. The record is from RefSeq and is a predicted model, not a curated record. The coding region runs from base 1 to 1398 and encodes 465 amino acids. The transcript has a single exon. NCBI's taxonomy places the organism in Eukaryota, Fungi, Ascomycota, Lecanoromycetes, Lecanorales, Ramalinaceae. Gene Ontology annotation, molecular function: protein binding.